UGUAACACAUGAAAAUAACAUUAAUCUAUUUCCUCCUCCUCCUUCCUCUCAACCAACCUUUAAACAGAGAGAGAUCCACUGAAAUCAAAAAUCCCCAAAAACCUAGAGACCUUCUCCCCCUCCCACCCGUCGCUAUGAUGGUUUCCAGGGGCUUAUUCGGCUGGUCUCCGCCGCACAUACAACCCUUAACUCCCGUCUCCGAAGUCUCCGAGCCUCCCGAGUCUCCAUCUCCUUACCUCGAUCCCAGCGCCGAGAACGGCGGCGGCGGCGGCGCGGGGAUGGCGACGCAGGCGGAGGAAGAGGAGGAGAUGGAUGAGCCCGAGGAGAUGGAGCCUCCUCCCGCAGCUGUUCCUUUCUCCCAGCUCUUCGCUUGCGCCGAUCGGUUCGAUUGGGUGCUUAUGGUGCUCGGAUCCGUGGCUGCUGCUGCUCAUGGAGCUGCGCUGAUUGUUUACUUGCAUUACUUCGCCAAGAUUGUUCAGGUUCUUGCUUACGGUACUGGAUCGGGUCGGCGGGGAGCUGAGGAUCAGUUUGAUCGCCUUGUUGAGCUUUCGCUGACCAUUGUAUACAUCGCUGGGGGUGUUUUCAUAUCUGGCUGGAUUGAGGUGUCUUGCUGGAUACUGACUGGAGAGAGGCAGACUGCUGUGAUCAGGUCAAAGUACGUCCAAGUACUACUAAAUCAGGAUAUGAGUUUCUUUGAUACCUAUGGGAAUAACGGGGAUAUUGUAAGCCAAGUGCUGAGUGAUGUCCUUCUCAUUCAGUCGGCUCUAAGCGAGAAAGUUGGAAAUUACAUUCAUAAUAUGGCUACAUUUAUCAGUGGGCUUGUUAUCGGUUUUGUCAACUGCUGGGAAAUUGCGCUCAUUACGUUAGCCACUGGUCCUUUCAUUGUUGCUGCCGGAGGCGUAUCAAAUAUAUUUCUCCACAGACUUGCGGAGAACAUUCAAGAUGCUUAUGCUGAAGCAGCCAGCAUUGCUGAACAGGCGGUCUCUUAUAUUAGGACGUUGUAUGCUUUUACAAAUGAAACUCUUGCAAAAUACUCUUAUGCAACCUCUCUCCAAGCAACUCUGAGAUAUGGUAUAUUGAUUAGUCUUGUGCAAGGACUUGGACUUGGAUUUACAUAUGGGCUUGCUAUAUGUUCAUGUGCUCUGCAACUUUGGGUUGGUCGGUUCUUUGUUAUUCAUGGAAGGGCGAAUGGUGGAGAAAUCAUUACAGCCCUUUUCGCUGUUAUUUUGAGUGGGCUGGGUUUAAAUCAAGCUGCUACAAACUUUUAUUCAUUUGAUCAAGGAAGGAUUGCGGCAUAUAGGCUUUUUGAGAUGAUAAGUCGUUCAUCAUCUGGGACUAAUCAAGAAGGAACUAUUUUGUCUGCUGUUGAAGGAAAUAUUGAGUUUCGGAAUGUAUAUUUCAGCUAUUUGUCACGGCCUGAAAUUCCAAUCUUGAGUGGAUUUUACCUCACUGUGCCUGCUAAGAAAGCUGUUGCACUUGUUGGUAGAAACGGUUCUGGAAAAAGCAGCAUUAUUCCUCUUAUGGAACGGUUUUAUGAUCCUACACUAGGAGAAGUUCUACUUGAUGGGGAAAAUGUUAAAAAUCUAAAAUUAGAGUGGCUGAGAAGCCAAAUAGGUCUGGUCACACAAGAGCCUGCUUUACUUAGCUUGAGCAUAAAAGAGAAUAUUGCAUAUGGCCGAGAUGCUACUCUGGAUCAGAUAGAGGAGGCGGCUAAAAAGGCUCGUGCACAUACAUUUAUUAGCUCCCUUGAAAAAGGAUAUGAAACUCAGGUUGGAAAAGCUGGUUUAACGUUGACGGAGGAGCAGAAAAUAAAACUAUCGAUUGCUAGAGCUGUACUCUUAGAUCCAAAAAUUCUUUUGCUUGAUGAGGUCACUGGAGGACUAGACUUUGAAGCUGAAAGAGUUGUCCAAGAAGCUCUUGAUCUUCUCAUGUUAGGACGGUCUACCAUAAUAAUAGCUCGAAGAUUAAGUCUGAUAAGAAAUGCUGACUAUAUUGCUGUAAUGGAAGAGGGUCAGCUACUUGAGAUGGGUACACAUGAUGAAUUAAUCAACCUUGGUAAUUUGUAUGCCGAGCUUCUGAAGUGUGAAGAAGCAACAAAGCUACCCAGACGGAUGCCAGUUAGGAACUACAACGACCCUGCUGUUUUCCAAGCUGAGAGGGAUUCUUCAGCUGGUCGUGGCUUUCAAGAACAUUCAUCACCCAAAAUGGCCAAGUCUCCAUCUCUUCAGAGAGGUCACAAUGUUUUUCGCCCCCAGGACAUGUGCUUUAAUAGUGAAGAGUCACACAAUGAUCAUAGCCCUGCUCCAGAUAAAGUGGGAGAAAAUGGCUCGUCUUUGGAUGUAGCUGAAAAGGAACCAACCAUUAAAAGACAAGAUAGCUUCGAGAUGCGGUUGCCAGAACUACCAAAAAUUGACAUUCAGUGUCCACAACGUCAGAAAUCAAAUGGUUCAGAUCCGGAGUCCCCUAUAUUACCCCUUUUGAUAUCGGAUCCCCAAAAUGAGCGCUCCCAUUCACAGACGUUUAGCCGCCCUCUUGGCCAUUCUGAUGACACUAAAACAAAUGUUAAGGUGGAGUCACCUUCCUUUUGGAAGUUGGCUCAGCUUAGUUUUCCAGAGUGGCUAUAUGCUGUAUUAGGGAGUAUUGGUGCUGCCAUCUUUGGUUCUUUCAAUCCUCUUUUAGCUUACGUCAUUGCAUUGGUAGUGACAGCAUACUAUAAUAGCAAGGGAAGCCACCUGCGUAAGGAGGUUGACAAGUGGUGUUUGAUCAUUGCCGGCAUGGGACUAGUGACAGUUUUUGCCAAUUUCUUGCAGCAUUUCUACUUUGGUAUUAUGGGGGAGAAAAUGACGGAGAGAGUGCGGCGGAUGAUGUUCUCAGCGAUGCUGCGUAAUGAAGUUGGGUGGUAUGAUGAAGAAGAGAACAGUCCAGAUACGUUAUCCAUGCGCCUAGCAAAUGACGCCACUUUUGUCCGAGCCGCCUUCAGCAAUAGGCUUUCGAUACUUAUUCAGGAUAGUUUUGCUGUUAUCGUUGCCAUUCUUAUUGGGUUGCUUCUCGGUUGGCGCUUGGCCCUUGUUGCAUUGGCAACUUUGCCAAUACUAACUCUCUCCGCCAUCGCUCAGAAACUUUGGCUAGCUGGAUUCUCAAAGGGCAUCCAGGAGAUGCAUAGAAAGGCGUCUUUAGUACUCGAGGAUGCUGUCAGAAACAUAUACACUGUUGUUGCUUUUUGUGCCGGUAACAAGGUGAUGGAACUCUACAGACUGCAACUUCAACGGAUACUCAGACAGAGCUUUCUCCAUGGGAUGGCUAUUGGCUUAGCGUUUGGCUUCUCCCAGUUUCUCCUCUUCGCCUGCAAUGCUCUCCUACUCUGGUUCACCGCAUUUUCAGUAAAGCGUGGAUAUAUGAAAUUGUCAACAGCUCUAACCGAGUACAUGGUUUUCUCCUUUGCUACAUUUGCCCUUGUCGAGCCAUUCGGAUUAGCACCUUACAUUCUUAAGCGCCGUAGAUCUCUCGCUUCAGUAUUUGAAAUUAUAGAUCGAGUGCCUACAAUCGAACCUGAUGAUACCUCUGCUCUUAGCCCGCCUAACGUCUAUGGAAGCAUUGAACUCAAAAACAUCGACUUCUGCUACCCAACUCGCCCGGAAGUGUUAGUACUAAGCAACUUCAGUCUCAAGGUUAGCGGGGGACAAACAUUAGCUGUGGUUGGUGUUUCUGGUUCUGGAAAGAGCACAAUAAUAUCGUUGAUCGAGAGAUACUACGAUCCAGUCGCUGGUCAGGUCUUAUUAGACGGGAGAGACUUGAAGUCAUAUAAUUUGAGAUGGCUUAGAAGCCACAUGGGUCUGAUUCAACAGGAGCCAAUAAUCUUUUCCACGACGAUCAGAGAAAACAUCAUAUACGCAAGGCAUAACGCCAGUGAAGCUGAGAUGAAGGAAGCAGCGAGAAUUGCAAAUGCUCACCAUUUCAUAAGCAGCUUAGCCCACGGUUACGACACACAUAUCGGGAUGAGAGGUGUUGAGCUAACUCAAGGACAGAAACAGAGAAUCGCCAUAGCUCGUGUAGUACUGAAGAACGCUCCAAUACUGUUGAUUGAUGAAGCGAGUUCGUCUAUUGAAUCAGAGUCAAGCCGUGUUGUGCAGGAAGCUCUUGAUACGUUGAUAAUGGGGAACAAAACAACGAUUCUGAUAGCGCAUAGAGCAGCGAUGAUGAGACAUGUGGACAACAUUGUGGUUCUCAAUGGAGGCAAAAUAGUUGAACAAGGCACGCAUGAUACCUUAUCGAGUAAGAACGGAUUGUAUGUGCGUUUAAUGCAACCACAUUAUGGCAAGGGUCUACGCCAACAUCGACUGAUCUAGAGAGAUUGAACACUUUCCACUUCACCAACGCUUAGCUCAGAGUCGCAUAACAACUAUCACGUGAUGCCACGGGAUACUGUUAUUGGAUGCGAUGACAAGACAUAACUUGCAAUCUGACCAAGGCUUUUCGGUUUGGGAACUACAUCAUAUGAGUAGCAGAUGUACAACCACGGGUAGUUUCUGUAAGCAAAGUAGGAGCUUGUAGACGUAGAUUCCCAUAUUCUUUCAGGAGACGAAGCAUUGAAGUAGGACUGUGUUUAUUCAUUGCUUGGUAUCUAAGGUAUAUCAUUUUGUUUAUUGAAACUCAAGAUUAGAGGCAGUUUAUUUGCUGAGGUUUGUUUUUGUUAGUGAUGUGAGUGAUUUAGGUGGAGAAUGUGAAAUGGUUAGGCGUCUUGUUUGUAAAUACAUCGUAUCCACUUUAUUUGGCACGUCUUUUAAAUGAAAGUUUGAUUGAAAUCUCA
Brassica rapa (field mustard) is the source of this 4807-nucleotide messenger RNA. RefSeq names its product ABC transporter B family member 6. Gene Ontology annotation, molecular function: ABC-type transporter activity; ATP binding; ATP hydrolysis activity. Gene Ontology annotation, cellular component: plasma membrane. Gene Ontology annotation, biological process: transmembrane transport. The record is from RefSeq and is a predicted model, not a curated record. NCBI's taxonomy places the organism in Eukaryota, Viridiplantae, Streptophyta, Magnoliopsida, Brassicales, Brassicaceae.